Messenger RNA from Plectropomus leopardus (leopard coralgrouper), 2126 nucleotides. It is a transcript of the gene tnfsf14a, whose product is annotated as TNF superfamily member 14a. NCBI's taxonomy places the organism in Eukaryota, Metazoa, Chordata, Actinopteri, Perciformes, Serranidae. Gene Ontology annotation, biological process: immune response. Gene Ontology annotation, molecular function: tumor necrosis factor receptor binding. Gene Ontology annotation, cellular component: membrane. The record is from RefSeq and is a predicted model, not a curated record.
GACCCCUUUGAAGCAACACCCUCUGACAGCUACAAGAGGAUAUUUCACACAGAAUCGUUUUUCAGUCACAGAGUGAAUUCUGCAGUUAUGUCUGAAUGUGGAUAUCCUGCUGUGUAUGUGGUGGACACACACCUACCCGGGCCUCCACUGCCACCUAGGCUGAGCCAGGGGCAACGACGGCGUGCCAGCGCAGCGCAGACUGUGCUGAUCUUGCUGGUGAGCCUGGCGUUGUGCGGCAUGGCCAUAGAAGCCUGCUUCAUCUACAGUCUCUACCAUCAGAAAUCUGACACAUCACAAACAUCUUCUAAGAUCAUUGCAGAUCAAGUCAUUACUACUCCAACCAGAAGUCCCAGUCUUUUUGAUCCUCCUUCCAAACCGCUUGCACAUCUGACAGGUGGAGAUGAUGUACAACAUGGAAAUGAAAUCAUGGCAUGGAGUAAGAUUGCAGAUCCUCCCCUGUAUGAAAUGAAGUACGAAAACAAAAGUCUUAUCAUUCAGAAGGAGGGCUAUUACUAUAUCUAUUCCAAAGUGUCCUUCUCUCACACUGGGCUUUUUUAUCACUCUAUUAAUCGAGACACUCAACGAUACCCUGGAAAAAGUAUUCCCCUCCUGAUGUCCAGGACCUUAGAGAGGUCAAGCAAAAUGCAAUCCAACAGUUACCUGGGCGGAGUGUUUCAUCUCACAAAAGAUGAUGCCCUCUUUGUGAAAGUGAGCAAAACCGCAAACAUUGUGAAACACAAAUCCUUUGAGAACGUCUUCGGCGCUUAUAUGCUAUAAAUAUCACAUUGAUAUUUCCCCAUGAAUGCGAAAGUUUGGAAUAACAGUAAAUAAAAGUUGAAAUGAAGGUUAGAGAAUCUUACGGAUUCUUUUCGUAGAGAAAGAGAAGGUCCUUAACUAGAAAUACAGGCAGGUGUGAAAACCUCAUGGCUCUUGAGAGGUGAAACUCUUUAAUUAGUAUGUUUUCACUUUGUAACAAAGCUUUUCUUCUCAGGGAAUUUUUUUAUAUGCUCAUGCUUGUAUUUUUUAAACAUUUAUAUUUUCUAUAACUGUGAUAAAUUGUUCAGUCUUCCUGAUCUUCAUAUUGUCUCUCUGUAUAAACGUAUAUGUCAUGCUGCGCUCACAUGAGAUCCGGCAGAAGGUAGGCGGCACACUGACAAUAUUUUCUGGAUGGCACAGAAGUAACAAACAGUCUGACAGAAUAGCAGCACGGUAAAGUAAAACAUACAUGAUGAUGUGUUGCAAUAAAAAUAUCAGGUUGUUUAGAAAGGAUAAAAUGAAACAUUUUAAAAUAAAAAUAUUUUUAUAUAAUGUAAUAUAAUAUAAUAAUAUUUUCUAGUAAUGUUCCAUAAUUGUCUAGAUCGCCCGUGUUUUUCAGCUUGUAUGAUGUAGCAAUGUAUUAUUGAAGUGCAGCAAAAAGUUAAAAUAUUUUAACUUUAGGUGGCAAUAUUGACCAUUACCAUUGCUGGUCUUCUCUGCUGGUCUCACCUGUUUUACUGUCCUGCUCACGUUCACUAAAACAUUAUCCAGUCUCCCGUCCAUGGCUGCAUUCUGCCCCCAAUAAAACGCAGCAAAACAUUAUUUUAGGUGAUAGUGCAUUGAACCCUCUGUUGUGUUAUGCAAGUGCGCUGCCUUUUAGUAUGGUUGGAUUUAAUUAAAUUCAGUUCUUCUGGGAUUUAUUAGCAGGGGAAACAUGUUUAUAUUGCCAAAGCAAGUUCAAAAUGUAACCAAAAAGCUCAAGUACGCAAGUACAGUUCUACCAGACAUUUAUUUAUACACAAAUCACAAUGACUGGAUACCACUUCUGACACACCCAUUAAACGAGAUAAGACGUAGCUCAAAGCCCACAUCACAUUGUGUCAAAGAAACAACGUUAAACCAUAAACUUUAGCAAAACGUUGCACAUUUUGAGAUUGAACGUGCUUCAUGUGAACGCAGCAUCAUGUUUUUGCUUAAAUAAAAAAAACAUCAAAACCGUACACAUUUCUUUGUGCUGUAACACACACUGCACACUUUUUAUUUAUUAUUUCAUUUGCAGAAUUAUUCAUAUAAUUGCUUUAAUUUUACUGUAUUUAUGUACAAUAAUAUAUUCAAAAGAUUGAAAUAAACAGAUAACGAUUUCAAAGUCA